Messenger RNA from Closterium sp. NIES-65, 3291 nucleotides. NCBI's taxonomy places the organism in Eukaryota, Viridiplantae, Streptophyta, Zygnematophyceae, Desmidiales, Closteriaceae. The record is from the annotation of a GenBank genome assembly.
AUGGCUGGUGUUGACAACGACCAAGCUUCCGCUGCCGCCGCUGACGUGAAGCCCGGUUCGGAUAGCUCUCAGCCUGCAGCGUCUGAGACCAAAGCGCCGGCCGCCGUGAGCUUGAGGCCGGGGGGCGGCGGGCUGGGCGGAGGGCUGUCGCUGCGCCCGGGAGGAGGCAAGCCAUCGGGGCUCUACGUGCGUCCGGGUGCAGAUGGCUCGAGCGCGCAUGAUGACGGUCCGAAGGGUCCGCGAGUCAAGUAUUCGAGGGACGAGCUGCUGGCGUACCGUGAGAAGUGCGCGGACAUUCCCCCCGAGAUUCUGAACACGGGGGGCGACAUCAUUGCGUCGUCCGCGGGGGGGCGCUCCUCUUCCGCCGCGGCGGAGCCCGACUGGUCGUCUCGCAGGAGCGCGCCGCCGCCUUCGCAGCCGGCAGGCCAGCAGGCGCGCGCCCCCGAGGCCCCGGACAACCGCGACUGGCGCGCGCGUCAAGCGCUCCCCCCGCAGGAGGAGCGCGAGCGCGAGCGCGGGCGCGGCGGCGGAGGCGGACGGGGAGGCGGAGGCGGGCGGGGAGGCGGAGAGCGGGAUUGGCAGAACCGCGGGGAGCAGCAGGGGGGACAGCAGCAGCAGCAGCAACAGCAGGGACAGGCUGGGAACGUGAGUGACAGUCGUGGGAAUCAGAGUGGCAGUGGUGGAAUGGAAGUGGCAGCGGUGGGAAUGGGAGUGGCAGCGGUGGGAAUGGGAGUGGCAGCGGUGGGAAUGGGAGUGGCAGCGGUGGGAAUGGGAGUGGCAGUGGUGGGAAUGGGAGUGGCAGUGGUGGGAAUGGGAGUGGCAGUGGUGGGAAUGAGAGUGGCAGUGGUGGGAAUGGGAGUAGCAGUGGUGGGAAUGGGAGUAGCAGUGGUGGGAAUGGGAGUGGUACCUCCUUUCGCCCCCCUUUCUUCUUUCCACCGCGGACGGCCCGGCGGUGCCGAUAGUGAAGGCGGCCGGUUGAGCACGACUCACAUGGCUGCACCUUGUCCCCCCUCUCCUCCCCUCCCCUCCCCCUCGUCUCCCCCUCCUCUAUCCGGACACGUCCUGGCGGACGGCCCGGCGGCGGACGGCCCUGCGGUCCCGAUAGUGAAGGCGGCCAAUCCGUGGAUGCCACGUCGCGGCGCCGUGGACGAGAAGGAGAAGGUUCUGCGAACUGUCAAGGGUAUCCUGAACAAGCUCACGCCUGAGAAAUUCGACGUGCUGCUGCAGCAGAUGCUGGAGUCGGGCAUCACCUCCGCGGAGCGACUGCAGGAGGUGAUCUCGCUCAUCUUUGACAAGGCAGUGGACGAGCCCACGUUCUGCCCCAUGUACGCGGAGCUCUGCGACAAGCUCUCCCACGCGCUGCCGCAGUUCCCGGGGCCGGAAGGGUCGGAUAAGCCGGUUACUUUCAGGCGGAUUCUGCUCAACACGUGCCAGGAGGAGUUCGAGCAGGCGCUGAAGCUGCGGCAGGAGCUCAAGGGAUUGACCAAGGCUGAGCAGGUGAGGGGCGCUGAAGCUGCGGCAGGAACUGAAGGGGCUCACCACGGCGGAGCAGAUGAGGGUCUGGCAGGGUUGAAGGGGUUUGGGUUAGGCAUGGGGAGUGAGAUGGCAGGGUGGGAGGGAGGGAAGGGUAUGGGUUUCAUUCGGAUUCUGCUCAACACGUGCCAGGAGGAGUUUGAGCAGGCGCUGAAGCUGCGGCAGGAGUUGAAGGGAUUGACCAAGGCGGAGCAGGCCGAGGAGAGGGAGGACGUGCAGCGGCGGGUGAAGGCUCGCACGCAGGGGAACAUCCGGCUGAUCGGAGAGCUGUACAAGCAGAAGAUGAUUCCCGAGAAGAUCGUUCAUGCGUGCGCCCAGGAGCUGCAAGGAGACAGCAAGACGGAGCCUCCAGAGGAGAACAUUGAAGCGCUCUGCCAGCUGCUGUCCACAGCCGGGCGAGGCAUGGAGGAGAAACCCGCCGGCAAGGCCAACCCGGUCCUCCUCAACGCCUACUUUGACCGCCUUAAAGCCCUCUCGAACUCCCCCACGCUGCCCUCUCGCAUCCGCUUCAUGUGCCGCGAUCUGGUCGACCUGCGGUCCAAUAAGUGGGUGCCACGUAGGAAGGAGCUCACUGCUAAGAAGCUGGAUCAGAUUCAUGCCGAAGCUGAGGCCACGCUCGGGCUGAGGAAGGGCGCUGCGUCGCUCAGGGUCGGCGCAGCCUCGGGAGCCAUGCCUGGAGGUCCGGGGAUGAUGUUCCCUCCCGGGCCUGGCUGGCCCGGAGGUCCGGGGAUGCCGGGCAUGCCCGGAGGCUUGGUGGGAGGUAUGGUGCCUCCUGUGGAUCUGGAUGGGUGGGAGACGGUUUCGAUUGGUCGGCGGGCGAAGAAGGAUACUGCCGGAGCUGCCGGGCAGGCUCGGCAGGGAGCUGCAGCUGCAGGUGCGGUACCGAUCAUGGGGCCAGGCAUGGGGCUCAAAAUGGGCCCAGGUAUGGGUCCGGGCAUGGGAGGUUCGUCGGCAUUCAUCGGCAAGCCGAGCGCUCUGAUUGGUGCCAAGCCUGCUCCUGUCAGACCAGCCGAACCUGCGGCUCCCAAGCCUGCUGCCGCUCCUGCCGCCGCCCCUGCCGCUGCUAGCAACGGCCCAGCCGCAGCAGCAAAGCCGGUAGCAGCGGCGGCAGUGUCAGGCACGUGGGAUGAUGUGGCAAAGAGGAAGUCUGAAUCUCUUCUCAAGGAGUUUUUCGCCGUUCUGGAUCUUAAGGAGGCUCAGCUGUGUAUGGAGGAGCUUGGCUCGCAGAAAUCCCACGAGGUUUCGUCCCGGUUCGUUGAAUUUGCCGCGAAUUUCGCCCUGGAGGGCGGCAAGGAGAAGGAGUGUGUGGAGGUGGGGCGGCUGCUCUCCCACCUGCACUCCAAGGGCGCGUUCGCACAGAGCGACAAGGGCGAGAGCGCGCUGACAGCUGGCAUGCUCUCAUUGGCCGAGCAGCUCGAUGACCUGGCGCUGGACGUGCCGCAGGCGCCGAGAUUCCUGGGCGAGUGGCUGGGCGGCUUUGUGGCAGCCGGGGCGGCGGAUUUCGGCUUACUCAAGUCUGUGUGUGAGAUGUCGUAUGAUGGCGGGAGGAGGCGGGCGGUGGUGGUGGCUGCGGUUAAGGCGAUUGAGGGGAGCGAGGCGGGGAAAGGGGAGGGGGUGGUGGAGGUGUUGAGGAAAGCAGGGGCAAAGGAGCUUAGUAAGGUUGUGACAGAGGAGGGGAAGGAUGAGGCGGAGGCAAAGAGGCGGCUUGAAGAGGACUUGAAGAAGGCUGGGCUUGCUUUGGAGGUGCUGACAUUGUGA